CUCCCUCCAUCUCAGCCUCUCUGUUUUCUUGCCCAGGACUCGGAACAAGCCCUGACCCCAACCAAGGACCACAAACCGGGGCCCAUCGGCAACGAGCGCUCCUUGAAAAACCGAAAAGGCUCGGAAGGGUCUGAACGGCUGGAGGGCAACAUCGCCCCCACCAACGGGGUGGAGAUUCACGUGGAUUCGGUUCUCCCCGUCCCGCCCAUUGAAUUCGGAGUGAACCCUAAAGAUUCGGACUUCAAUCUCCCCCCUGGCUCAUCUCCUGGCACCCCGGCCAACCCAGUUGCGAAGUUACAGAACGUGCUAGCCAGCAAUUCUGGAUUAACCCAAUCCCUCCCUGUUAUUCGAAGAGACCAUCAACUUCCCCGUUGCAUCAGCUUAAACAUAUCUUAUCCUACGGCAGAUCUCACUCUUAAAAUGGAGUCAGCCCGAAAGGCGUGGGAAAACUCUCCCAGCCUUCCCGAACAGAACUCCCCCGGAGGCGUUGGCUCUGGCAUUCAGCCUACAUCCAGCAUUGGGGUUUCCAGUGGGGUCAGCUACAGCUCCUUUGGGGGUGUUUCUGUCCCCCCGAUGCCCGUGGCCUCUGUGGCGCCUUCUUCGAUUCCAGGUAACCACAUCACACCCCUUUAUUUAGAUGGGCAUGUGUUUGCCAGCCAGCCGCGACUUGUUCCCCCGACAAUACCUCAGCAACAAAGCUACCAACAGGCAGCUGCCGCUCAGCAGAUUCCACUCUCCCUCCACACUUCAUUGCAAGCCCAAGCUCAGCUCGGAUUGAGGGGCGGCCUUCCAGUGUCCCAAUCCCAGGAGAUCUAUAGCUCCAUCCCUCCCUUCAGGUCUCAGGUCUACAUGCACCCCAGCUUAUCCCAGCCCAGCACGAUGGUCCUGACAGGAGGCACAGCGUUGAAGGCGCCCUACUCCGCCUUCCCAGGGAUGCAGCCUUUGGAGAUGGUGAAAACGCAGUCAGGCACCCCCUACCAGCCCGUCAACGGCAGCCAAGCUCUGGUUUACGAGGGUCAGAUCAACCAGGCUUCCCAAAUGAUGGACUCGCAGCUUCAGCAGCUAACGAUGUCAAUUCCGGGGUCC
Notechis scutatus (mainland tiger snake) is the source of this 1086-nucleotide messenger RNA. The record is from RefSeq and is a predicted model, not a curated record. Lineage: Eukaryota; Metazoa; Chordata; Lepidosauria; Squamata; Elapidae.